GGAAGGAGGCCUCAUGAUGCCGGGGCCGGGGUCCCGUCCCGGCCAUGUGGGGUGCCGCGGGUGAGGGGGUCCCCGCGGCCAAAGUCCUCAGCCGGGUGGCGGCGACCACCGCCCCUGCCCGGCGCUGAGAGGGGCUGGGCCGGGGGCGGCGGCCCCGGGCAGCCGGAGCCCCCCACCCGCAGCGAGGACAGCUUACAGAGGGCAGGUGAAGUAGCUCUGCGCCAGGAAGAUCCGAUCCCUUUCCCUCCGGCCUGCCCUUAAAGCACCUCUGCUUGGAAGGGAAAUACCUGGUCGUCAGGUGCAGGAGCAGCUAAACACCUUGUUCCUUGUCAUACCGUGAGAAAUUGGAUGAACCUUCGGGAUGCAGAAACAGGGAAAAUCCUCUGGCAAGGAACAGAAGAUCUGUCUGUACCUGGAGUGGAGCAUGAAGCUCGAGUUCCUAAAAAAAUCCUGAAAUGCAAAGCAGUAUCUCGGGAGUUAAACUUUUCUUCAGCAGAACAAAUGGAAAAAUUCCGUCUGGAACAGAAAGUUUAUUUCAAAGGGCAGUGUCUAGAAGAAUGGUUCUUUGAAUUUGGUUUUGUGAUUCCUAACUCCACAAACACUUGGCAGUCCUUGAUAGAGGCAGCACCUGAGUCACAGAUGAUGCCAGCUAACGUUUUAACUGGUAAUGUUAUUAUAGAAACCAAAUUCUAUGACGAUGAUCUUCUCGUAAGCACUUCCAGAGUGAGACUUUUCUACGUUUGAGAUGGGGCUUUUUGGAGCUGUUUUAGUUUUCCUCCAUACAGUUCUUGGUGCAGAACCCCCCUGACUAUCCAGUGGAAGACACUCCUGUAGGCAGUGACCCUGGGGACCAGCUCAACGUGGGUUGUGACCUUUGCCCAUCAGUUCUUUUGCUUUCUUCUCUGACAAGACCAGACCAAAUCCUCAGAGAUGGGGCCAUCUGCUUAGCGAUGCCCUCAGGAAGAGAGGCUGCCUCUGAACACAGGCAAACAAUGGUCAUGCAGAACCAAUACUGUAAAUUUAUGUUAGUCUCAUCCUUUCUACUUCUCUGGACCCUGGUAUAAUCUCCCAUUUCCACUCACACCAAACUCUCAAUGCUUUGAUUUUGGGAUUAAGUUAACCUUUUCAUUUUUUUCAUGUUGUAGAUUUUUAUCCUUUCGCUGGAUUUCUGUGUAACUGGUCCACACAUCCUCUUACCCCAAACUUGUAAAAUAGACUGUGAUAUCACCUAAUGUAAUUAAAACAAAUUUCUCAAUUAAAACAUUCCUACCGUCCAAAGAAGGGAAAAAAUGUCA
Molecule: messenger RNA, 1295 nt
Organism: Vidua macroura (Pin-tailed whydah)
Lineage: Eukaryota; Metazoa; Chordata; Aves; Passeriformes; Viduidae
Gene: PDE6D
Product: phosphodiesterase 6D
Exons: 5
Coding region: 349-744 (131 amino acids)
Biological process (GO): sensory perception of light stimulus
Cellular component (GO): cytoplasm
Source: RefSeq, a predicted model, not a curated record